Messenger RNA from Fraxinus pennsylvanica, 1026 nucleotides. Lineage: Eukaryota; Viridiplantae; Streptophyta; Magnoliopsida; Lamiales; Oleaceae. The record is from the annotation of a GenBank genome assembly.
AUGGGUAGACGAGAUAGAUCUUUUCCUGAGAUUUCCUUUUACAGUCAGCAGCUAGAAGAGUUAAAGCCUCCUGAAAACUUGACUGCCCACACAUUCAUGCCCAUAAAACUUCGUCCUUUUCCCAAUCCAAUUCUACCAAAAUCUCUUCUAUAUAUCUCUCUCUCUGCAAUACAUUUACACACAGCAAGGGAAAUGAAGAUCCAAUGCGAUGUUUGUGGAAAAGAAGAAGCUUACAUUUUCUGCACAGCAGAUGAAGCUGCACUUUGCCAAGCCUGUGACUGUAGAGUCCAUCGUGCCAAUAAACUUGCGAGCAAACACCCCCGUUUCUCGCUUCUUCAUUCUUCCUCCAAAGAUUUGCCUCGCUGUGACAUUUGCCGGGCUUCCACAUCCUUGAGUAAUACUGGAUCUAAUAAUGCCAAUAAAAAUUUUCAAACAAAUUCUAAUGUAAACACGUCAGAAUCAACCUCAACUACACUUUGCAGAGUUCAUAAUAACGGGUCGGAUCAAUCUGGAAGCCAAGAGGGUUCGGUAUCAACGAGUAGCAUAUCGGAGUAUUUAUUCGAGACUUUACCUGGUUGGCAUGUUGAAGAAUUGCUGGAUCCUUCUUCUUCUCCUUAUGUUUUCUUUUUGGAUAUGCUCUUUAAUCUCUUGUUUGAGAAUGUUUUAUUAUUUUCUAUUACAUUAUCUAAUGCCGCCUUGAUAGAGGGACCUAAUUGCUGUGGUACAAAGAACUACAGAGUUCUCCUAAACAGGUUCCAUCAUGUUUCCACUGCUUUUAUGGAUCUUGGAAUCAGUUAUCAAGAGGUUAUUGAGGAUGUUGUUAAGAAGAUGGGUGCUGGAAUGGCAAAGUUUAUUUGCAAGGAGAUUGAUGCCAGUGAUCCCAAUGCUACAAAAACGAGGGACAGAGUAGAAUCAAUCUUGAAAACUUUAGACGGACUCCAGAAUGUUAAACCAGAAGGUUUAGUUUCAAAGGAAAAGCGCCUUCUUAUCAGCAAAUACCUCGAAUUAAUAGAUGCUGAUGUUUGA